GUACCCAACAAUACAACCACCAAAUCCGCCCCUACAGAUGUGGAGACAAAAACAAAAUGAAGAUGACGUGGAUGUUCAGAGUGACAACUCAUAUACUCGCUAUUUUGCCGGAGUCAGGGCCGAAGCGCGGAAAGAGUCUUACACAAGGGACAUCCAAUGGGACUCCUCAGUGGACGCUCUAUGUUCGUGUUGUGCAAUGGUGAAAAGGCGUACGCCUGCUCGCAGACCGUCAUCUGCCCCCAUUGGUCAACAGAGGAGCCAACUAUCCGCAAAAAAACAGAAGAGCCAACUACAACAAAUAGCUGGAGUAGCUCUCGACAUCGAAGAGGCAGCAGAGACUGUUCUUCAGAACACAGAGGCUUGCAUUGAGAUUGAUAAACGUGUUAGUACAGUCAGUGCCCUCCUAUCGAAGCUCGAGAACACAGAUAUGGUGGAGGAACAAGCGAUGAAAGAUGCCCUAAAUAAGCUCCUUGAGAUCUUCCGUCAUGCCCACGCACUCGUCAUGGCUUGCCAGAAAAGCGGCCUUGUCACCAUGCUCUUCUGCAACCCGCCAUGCAUACUGUCCAAACAGCUAAGUGAAGUAUUGGAUCAAUUGGUGCCUAACAUCAACGCUUUGAUUGCAGUCAUUCUCAACAGCUGCAACGUCCGUGCCCGCAGGUACUACCAGUGGUGCCAUUUGUUAAUACAAGUACAGAAUAGCCAGUGUCCUGUGGUUGAAGGGACUAGACAUCAACCAAAAACAAGCAGAACGUAG
This is a messenger RNA of Triticum aestivum (bread wheat), 754 nucleotides long. RefSeq lists its product as uncharacterized. NCBI's taxonomy places the organism in Eukaryota, Viridiplantae, Streptophyta, Magnoliopsida, Poales, Poaceae. The coding region runs from base 38 to 754 and encodes 238 amino acids. The record is from RefSeq and is a predicted model, not a curated record. Gene Ontology annotation, biological process: cell surface receptor signaling pathway. The transcript is spliced from 6 exons.